Delphinapterus leucas (beluga whale) is the source of this 1182-nucleotide messenger RNA. Lineage: Eukaryota; Metazoa; Chordata; Mammalia; Artiodactyla; Monodontidae. The record is from RefSeq and is a predicted model, not a curated record.
AUGGGCCAGUUGGGUAGAUCCACGGUGAGGCUUCCCCAGUGGCUCUUGGGCAGGCUUCUUGAUGGAGUCCAAGAUGCAGUAAACAGGAUCCGGAUCCACGUCCCUCUAAGGCCCUCUGAGACUCCUCUCUGCCACUCUCACAGCAUCUUCCCUACCCCAAUAUGCUGGAAGUACGCUACAGGGUUCCUGGACUUCUACAAAGGCACUCUCAUCCUUGGGUCUAACUCUGUGUUCUCCAGGGGCUUCCAGACCACGCUAAAGGAUGAGAGCCAGUUUACAGGGCACUGCAGGGUCCACAGCCAGGACCAAGGUGCAGUGGCCCUUGUGUGCUUCCAGUAUGGUGGGGGCAGGGCUUGGAUCCUGCUCACCGGUCUCAUAUGGGCAGCUGCUUGCUGUCCGCACACUCUGGGACAGCAGGGGCAGCCCUUGGCACCUGUUCACCGGUCUUGUAGCGGCGGCCCAUGUCCACCUCUGGAGCCCAUGAUGGUGAAACUGGUUGACGGUGAUGGACUAGAGUUCAGGAAGUGCCAUUCUGGACCAGCAUUUGGCAUCAACAGCAUUUUAUAUCAGCGUGGCUUAUAUCCAUCCGAAACCUUUACUCGAGUGCAGAAAUAUGGACUCACCUUGCUUGUAACUACUGAUCCUGAACUCAUAAAAUACCUAAAUAAUGUGGUGGAACAACUGAAAGAAUGGUUAUACAAGUGUUCAGUGCAGAAAUUGGUGGUAGUCAUCUCAAAUAUUGAAAGUGGUGAGGUCCUUGAAAGAUGGCAAUUUGAUAUUGAGUGUGACAAGACCGCAAAAGAUGACAGUGCCCCCAGAGAAAAGUCUCAGAAAGCUAUCCAAGAUGAAGUUCGCUCAGUGAUCAGACAGAUCACAGCUACAGUGACAUUUCUGCCACUGUUGAAAGUUUCUUGUUCAUUUGAUCUCCUGAUUUAUACAGACAAAGAUUUGGUUGUACCUGAAAAGUGGGAAGAGUCAGGACCACAGUUCAUUACCAAUUCUGAAGAAGUUCGUCUUCGUUCAUUUACUACUACAAUUCACAAAGACAGACAAGUUGGAGAAAAGAAAGAUUCCCAAAGAUAUCCAUCCUCUGUGGCCUCUGUUAGUUCUGAGAUACGUUCCUUUCAAUCAACACCAGUGUGGAUGUAUCCUGUCACUAUAGCAACCAUCUGCUUUCAGUAA